Manis pentadactyla (Chinese pangolin) is the source of this 1776-nucleotide messenger RNA. It is a transcript of the gene AP1M2, whose product is annotated as adaptor related protein complex 1 subunit mu 2. Gene Ontology annotation, cellular component: clathrin adaptor complex; clathrin-coated vesicle. The record is from RefSeq and is a predicted model, not a curated record. The transcript is spliced from 12 exons. Gene Ontology annotation, molecular function: clathrin-cargo adaptor activity. The coding region runs from base 116 to 1387 and encodes 423 amino acids. Gene Ontology annotation, biological process: vesicle-mediated transport; intracellular protein transport. Lineage: Eukaryota; Metazoa; Chordata; Mammalia; Pholidota; Manidae.
GCGCGCUCACCUGGCGGCUCACCUGCGCGCGGGCGCUUCCGCAGGAAGAAGGAAGCCACGCCCCCGUCGCCCCCGUGCGCUCCUUCCCCUCCUCCCGGGUCCGCCGGCCGCCACCAUGUCCGCCUCGGCUGUCUUCAUCCUCGACGUCAAGGGCAAGCCCCUGAUCAGCCGCAACUACAAGGGCGAUGUAGCCAUGAGUGAGAUCGAACACUUCCUGCCUCUGCUCAUGCAGCGGGAGGAGGAGGGCGCCCUGGCCCCGCUGCUGAGCCAUGGCAAGGUCCACUUCCUAUGGAUCAAACACAGCAACCUCUACUUGGUGGCCACCACGCUGAAGAACGCCAAUGCCUCCCUGGUAUACUCCUUCCUCUACAAGACCGUGGAGGUGUUCUCCGAGUACUUCAAGGAGCUGGAGGAGGAGAGCAUCCGAGACAAUUUUGUCAUCGUGUAUGAACUUCUGGAUGAGCUCAUGGACUUUGGCUUCCCCCAGACCACCGACAGCAAGAUCCUGCAGGAGUACAUCACACAGCAGGGCAACAAGCUGGAGACUGGCAAGUCGCGGGUGCCCCCCACCGUCACCAAUGCUGUGUCCUGGCGCUCUGAGGGCAUCAAGUACAAGAAGAACGAGGUCUUCAUCGAUGUCAUAGAGUCUGUCAACCUGCUGGUCAGUGCCAAUGGCAGUGUCCUGCUGAGUGACAUCGUGGGCACCAUCAAGCUCAAGGUGUUUCUGUCGGGAAUGCCAGAGCUGCGGCUUGGCCUUAACGACCGCGUGCUCUUUGAGCUCACUGGCCGGAGCAAGAACAAGUCUGUAGAGUUAGAGGAUGUGAAAUUCCACCAGUGUGUGCGGCUGUCUCGCUUUGACAAUGACCGCACCAUCUCCUUCAUCCCUCCUGACGGUGACUUCGAGCUCAUGUCCUACCGCCUCAGCACCCAGGUCAAGCCGCUGAUCUGGAUUGAAUCUGUCAUUGAGAAGUUCUCCCACAGCCGCGUGGAGAUCAUGGUCAAGGCCAAGGGGCAGUUUAAGAAGCAGUCAGUGGCCAACGGCGUGGAGAUAUCCGUGCCUGUCCCUAGCGAUGCUGACUCCCCACGCUUCAAGACCAGUGUGGGCAGUGCCAAGUAUGUGCCAGAGAAGAAUGUUGUUAUUUGGAGUAUUAAGUCUUUCCCGGGGGGCAAGGAGUACCUGAUGCGUGCCCACUUUGGCCUCCCCAGUGUGGAGAAGGAGGAGGUGGAAGGGCAGCCGCCCAUCGGAGUCAAGUUUGAGAUCCCUUAUUUCACCGUCUCUGGCAUUCAGGUCCGAUACAUGAAGAUCAUCGAGAAAAGCGGUUACCAGGCCCUGCCCUGGGUUCGUUACAUUACCCAGAGUGGCGAUUAUCAACUUCGAACCAGCUAGAAGGGAGAAGAGGUGGGGGCUUGAAUGUGGGGCCUUCCCUCUCCCCAGGCCUGGAUUGCAGACUUUGGGGGUGGGAGAUGGGAGGUGCGUGUGUGAGGGUAGGCACCUGUCUUAGCAAUUUCCUGCUCCCAGCAUCUGACUGCUCCCCACCUUUCCUCUAUCCAUAGUAUGGGAGGGAUGGUCUCCCUGCCUCCCUCUGGGCUCUCCCAGCUCUAAUUUUAUAUGAAGUAAUACAGGGGGGCUUGAAGUCCCCCUCAUGAGUGCCUUUUUGCAGUGACCUGCCUUAGGGGGUGUCAGGGGGCCCCUCCUUCACAGUUGCUGAGCCCAGAGGUCCUGUUGGCCCAUUGGCCCAUUCCUCUGAGUUUUAUGGCAUUAAAAAGAUGAAUCUA